Molecule: messenger RNA, 1047 nt
Organism: Triticum turgidum subsp. durum (durum wheat)
Lineage: Eukaryota; Viridiplantae; Streptophyta; Magnoliopsida; Poales; Poaceae
Source: the annotation of a GenBank genome assembly
AUGAGGACGGCGUCGAUGUGCACCGCAUGUACUGUGCGGGGCACGCACACGUUCAAGAUCGCCGGCUACAGCCUGCACAGGGGCCUCGGCGUCGGCAACUUCAUCCCGUCUGCCAGCUUCGACAUCGGCGGCUACCUCUGGCGCGUACUAUACUUCCCCGACGGGGAGACGGAGAUGGAGAAUGGGGAUCACGCGUCCGUUUUCCUCGACCUCGUUAGCAAGGCCACCGAGGUGAGGGCGUUAUUCGAGGUCAGGUUGGUCGACCAGACUAACAAGCUGCCACCUUCGGUGGUGCUCUCCCAGAAGACGCCGAUAAUGUUCAACAACAACGAGCAUAGGAACUCUAUGGGCGACGACUUCUUGCAACCAUUGGCGUACCUGCUGGACGACAGCCUUGUGCUUGAGUGUGAUGUCACAGUUCUGAAGGAAUUCAAGGUGACCCUGACUGUGACCACCUUUGACAUCCAAGUGCCCCCCUCAGACUUGGGGGAGCAUCUCAGAGAAUUUCUAGAGAAUGGGGAGGGGGCAGAUGUCGUUUUUGAGGUUGAGGGGGAGGUUUUUCCUGCGCAUAAGAGUGUGGUUGCAGGGCGCUCGCCGGUCUUCAGAGCGCAGCUCUUUGGACCGAUGAGCGACAGGGCAAAGCAACGCAUAACAGUAGAAGAUAUGCAGCCUGCUGUUUUCAAGGCGUUGCUUCACUUCAUUUACACAGAUUCAUUGCCUUCGAUGGAAGAUCUUGAUGGAGAUGAGGGCAAAGAAAUGGUUAAGCACUUGCUCGUGGCUGCGGAUAGGUAUGCGAUGGAAAGGAUGAAGGUUAUGUGUGAGAGCAUCCUUUGCAAUAGUCUUGAUGUUGAGAGUGUCACUGCUACAUUGGCUCUAGCUGACCAGCAUCACUGCAGCAACCUCAGAGAUGCUUGCCUUGAGUUUAUCACUUCACCGGAUAGAAUGGAUGAUGUCAUGGCAACCCAAGGGUAUGCUCACCUCAAAAGAUCCUGCCCUUCUAUUGUCAUAGAUGUCUUCGAGAGGGCAAAAAGGUCCCGCAAAAUUUAG